This is a messenger RNA of Meyerozyma guilliermondii ATCC 6260, 1323 nucleotides long. RefSeq names its product Npl6p (gene NPL6). Gene Ontology annotation, molecular function: chromatin DNA binding. NCBI's taxonomy places the organism in Eukaryota, Fungi, Ascomycota, Pichiomycetes, Serinales, Debaryomycetaceae. Gene Ontology annotation, cellular component: nucleus. Bases 1 to 1323 code for a protein of 440 amino acids. The record is from RefSeq and is a predicted model, not a curated record. The transcript has a single exon.
AUGGUUCGAUCACGCCGCAGCUUACGACUGGCUUCUCCCGACUCCACCGAGUCGUCCAGAGCAACCCGUAGACGUGCACAGAGACCAAAUCUUUCAGGGUUAGAUAUCGACGAGGAUGAUGACGAGGAAUAUAACGAAGAAGAGGUGCAAGUGAGCCGGCGGAAAAGAAGAAAAGUUACCGACGACGAAGAUGACGAUGACCUUCUGGCAGAUGACGAGAACAUUCAGGAUGACGCAGAAAUGGACGUAGAAGGCGAAGGUGAAGAGGAAGAGGAAGAAGAGGAAGAAGAGAACGAAAACACUCCACAACCGGGUGCCAGUCCGGCUCCAAAAGCGCCAAAAAAAGUGAUGAAGAAACUCAAAAGAAGAGGGAGAAAGCCCAUAGUCCAGGCAGGCCAAGAUGGGUUUUAUGACGACGACGGAAACCUCAUUAAUAUUGAAAACGACGAGGUGGUGAUGGAUGAAGACCCCAAAGCGGUGGAAAAAGUGGAUGAAUUCGGAAGAUUAAAGGGGGGAAGACAGUACCGUAUAAAUACGUUUACCGUGCUUGGUCAAGGCGAAAGACUCUAUAUGGUAUCGACUGAGCCAGCACGGUUGGUAGGGUUCCGUGACUCUUACCUUCUUUUCAAGACCCACCACAAUUUAUUCAAAAAAGUAUGCACCGAUGCCGAAAAAAUGGACCUCAUUGAACGACACAUCAUUCCUAAUUCGUACAAAGGUCGCUCGGUCAAUUUAGUCACGGCUCGAUCCAUCUUCAGAGAGUUUGGUGCUCGGAUAUUAAAAGACGGAAAGAAAGUCGUGGAUGAUUUCUGGGAGCAGAAGGCAAUUGACAACGGAGACGUUGCGGGUGAGUACGCCGAUCCAACUGAACUCUACAAAUACUCACUUAAUGCAGCUACCGUCUACUCAGAAGCAAAUCAGACGGGCUCAGGUACUCCUCCAUUAGCAGGUUCGGCACUGGUAGCGUACCAAUCCGAUCCAACAUGGAUGUACCAAAUGGCGUAUAAGACUCGCGAGUACAAUUCGAGCCUUCUUAGCCAACGCAGUCAAACAUUUUGCGGUGUUAGAGACGUUUACACGGGCCUCACAUUCUACCCUUCAGGAACUCAGCCUACAGUGCACCGUAUAACAAAGGGGAAUGAUCUCCCAGGACAAAUAUACUGGGACACAAAAUUAUACAAUCCUGACGCUUCGAGAAAAUUAACGGGGUUGAGGGAUAUCCCAGCCGAAAUCUUUGACGAUGUCGACGAAGAUGUCAGAAAGGCGAUUUUAGAACAGCGGGCCUACGAAGAAGCUGCCGUGAAACUUUUGAGUUCACAAUGA